Molecule: messenger RNA, 1255 nt
Organism: Acipenser ruthenus (sterlet)
Lineage: Eukaryota; Metazoa; Chordata; Actinopteri; Acipenseriformes; Acipenseridae
Product: protein PML-like
Exons: 3
Coding region: 138-1076 (312 amino acids)
Biological process (GO): DNA catabolic process
Cellular component (GO): cytoplasm
Molecular function (GO): nucleic acid binding; 3'-5'-DNA exonuclease activity
Source: RefSeq, a predicted model, not a curated record
GGAACAAUUGUUUUCCAUGGGUGCAAACAUGUGAAGGCCCGAUCCACUCCCAACACAUAGAACUAAGGGAUAAAUUCCAGUUGGCCAUCCGUUUUCUGACAGGAAAGCAACACAGUGUUUGGAAGCAGGUCUCAGGCAUGAUGGAGAACAAAGAGAAUAUUGGGGAUUCAUUAAACAGCAAGGAGAGUGUUAAAGGCACGCCAUUGUUAGAAUGUGCUGGCUGUCUCCCAAGCCCAGCUCCUGCAGCAGACCAGAACAUCCCUGUAGAAGACCACUCCAUUGUGUUCUUUGACUUGGAGACCACUGGACUAGGGUCAAAGUGUGACAUUAUCCAGCUGUCUGCUGUCUGCAUGGAAAAGACCUUCAAUGUCUACAUGGUUCCCAGAACACCAAUCGUGAAGGGGGCGUCUGCUGUCACUGGAUUCACCGUCAGGAGACACAAGCUGUAUCUGCAUCACCGUCCUGUGCAGACGAAGACCCACAGGGACUGUUUGAUGUCAUUCCUGGCCUUCCUUCGAGCAUUGGACCGGCCUCUGCUAGCGGGUCACAACAUAAAGAGGUUCGAUUGCCCUAUUUUGGCCAGGGUCCUUGAAGAAUUCCAACUGAAUGAGGAAUUCAAGCUAUUGGUCUCAGGCUUCCUGGACACCCUUAUCUUAAGCAAAGACCUCCUGCGGAACACUGGCAUCAAGAGUUUUAAGCAGGAGAACCUGGUUAAGGAGCUUCUGAAGAAAUCCUAUCCUGCACACAACGCUCUGGAAGAUGUCAAAGCUUUGCAGGAUCUCUACAGUGCCCUAAGGCCUACCCCAGCGCAAAUAACCAGCCACCUAUUCACUCUUGACCAUAUGGAAUCUCAUAUGUCACUGCAGCCUUUAGUAGAGGGGAAAGCCAUCUCCAAAACCACAGCUCAGAAGCUGGCAAGACUCGGGUUCAAUUUUGAAAAGAUGAAGCGCUCUCACUUGCAAAAUCCCAGUGAGGGGCUGCGGCAGUUUCUGGAGCCAUUGAAGCAAGAGCUGAAGAAUAGCAUGUUCACAAAAACUGUGGACAAAAUCUGCGACUUCUUUAAAAUAGAGCAGUAGACUGUGUUUGGGAGUUAUACUGCAGCACAGGAUAAUCCAUCUUGUUGAAUUUGUACCUCUGUUUUCCUUGCCUACUAGAAAGGAGAAAUAUAUAUUUAUUUUAAAUGAGUUUUAGGUUUCAGUGUGCAAAAAUACCUACUGUAUAUUUUAUGAAUAAAUAAAACUACUUUUUUUUUAAA